Messenger RNA from Lathyrus oleraceus (garden pea), 6128 nucleotides. RefSeq names its product disease resistance protein RUN1. Gene Ontology annotation, biological process: signal transduction; defense response. The coding region runs from base 990 to 5888 and encodes 1632 amino acids. The transcript is spliced from 8 exons. Lineage: Eukaryota; Viridiplantae; Streptophyta; Magnoliopsida; Fabales; Fabaceae. The record is from RefSeq and is a predicted model, not a curated record. Gene Ontology annotation, molecular function: ATP hydrolysis activity; ADP binding.
UCCUGAUUCGACAUCAGUGGCUUUGUUGACAUGACAAACAAGUUUCUCUUGUAAAGAAACUCGACCAUUCAUUUCUUCCCAAGUUGUCCCAACCAUAUUGAGGAAACACUUGUCCUCAAAAUAGGGACCAAUUUGAUCAUAUAUAGCUCGGCCAAUGUUUGUUUUACCAAUCCCUUCCAUCCCCCAUAUCCCUACUAGUAAAGGACAUUUGGAUUGUUUCAACAAUUGAAUCACAUCUUGCACUCCGGAUUUUACACUCGCUGAAGUAUGACUACAGCAAUUUUGCAGUCUUCAAUUACCUUAAGCGAUGAUUCUGAAGGUGUUGUUUCGUGAUAUGAACUUUGAAGCUUGGUAUGAUCCAAGAAAACAAAGAGAUCCUUUAACAAGUGUACAGAUAGCCCCGUGGAGUUUCAAAACAAAAGUAGACGGAUCUUUCACGCUGAAACUCAAAUUCUAGCCAUGACACUUGGUGCAGAUUCUAGAUAACUAAGACUUUCACUACUCAAGAAUCAUUUCAUCAUUCACUUUUCCUGAUUCAAAUACUAUUCACUUCAUUUCUCUUUGAAUUUUUCCUCUUCUUGUGCAGUUUCAAAUUCAUCUCUCUCACUACUACUAUAAUCCAAGGAGGAAGAAGAGCUACAGCGUCGUCCUUCUCGGUGGCGUGAUUGAAAAACUGCCGGAGAUCUGCUCGACGGUAAUGCGGUAGUUUUAAGGGUUUGUGUGUCAAUUCAAAAUAAUCAUAAACCCUAACUUUAUAUUUUAUGAUAUAAUAAUGGUUUUUCUUUAGUCGUGCGUUGCAGAAGCCCCAAAGUGUAAGUAAUAAUUCUAUCUAUAGUUUAUUCAGACGACUUUUGACUGUUGAGAAUUCAUCGAUUACAUAAACUAAGCAACCAUGACUUUUGCCUCAAUCAUUUCAUUUCAAUCCCUUUCUUAUUCUUCUCCUUGUGCAAUUUCUGAUUCACUCACCACUUUUCAUCAAAAAUCCAUCCAUGUCUUCCACCACUUCCUCCUCCGAAACCGAAUUCGAAUCCGAAAUCGAAAUCGAAAGCCCCAACGAAUAUGAGUUCGAUAACACAUUUUCUAAUAUUAUUAACCCAAAUACGAAGAGUUAUGAUGUGUACUUGAGUUUCUACUAUGAAGAUGCGGAUUUUCUUGCUAGCGAUAUCUAUGCCGCUAUUUCAGACGUUGAACUUGCGGUUUUCUGGGAUCCAGCGAGGGUUAAUAGUCAAGAUCAAGAAAUACUAACCUCAUAUCUGAAUGUAAUUGGAGAUUGCCAUGUUGUUGUAAUCAUAUUUUCAAAGAAUUAUACUAAUUCAAGAUGGUGUCUUCAAGAGUUGGAGAAAAUAACUCAAUGUUGCAGAACUAGAGAUGGUCCCAUUGUUCUUCCCGUGUUCUACCGGCCUCUUGUCACGGAGAAAAUUGAGUUUCGACAGACUUUUUAUGAUUUUGUGGAUAGAAUCUCUGCGGAAGAGGAAAUCUCUAAAGAGGAAGAUAAGUUCAUGACUUGGGUGGCAACUAUCAGUAGUAAAGCUACCACAUAUGCACAAGAAUCCGAUGAUUUUGAAUCUGGGAACAAUACUAUGUAUAUUAACGGUGUAGUUGAAUAUGUUGCUCAUAUGCUACGCACCUAUAAUAGCUUCUCUCAUGUUUUAUAUACGGCGAGCGCAAAAUCUCGUGCUCGAGAUGUGAUUCAAUUGCUGAAGCAAUCAAAACGUCCUCUACUAAUAGGGAUUUGGGGGAUGGCAGGGGUUGGUAAAAAAACCAUUGCCCAAGCUAUUUAUGAUCAGAUUGGUCCCUAUUUUGAACACAAGAGCUGUUUUGGCGUUAGUACUGCUUGGCGAUAUAGUAGUUCUCAACUUGCUUUGCAAAGGAAUCUUGCUUUAGAUAUGGGCGGAGUAUCUGAUGUAGUUAUACCUACAAUUGAAUCAGGAAAAGUGAUUUUAAAAGAAAGAUUUCAACAUAAAAGGGUGCUUAUUAUAAUUCACGGUGUUGAUAAAUUAGAGCAGCUAAAGGCUUUGUGCGGAAAUCGGGAUUGGUUUAGUCCUGGUAGCAAAAUAAUCAUCGCAACAACAAAUAGACAUAUACUCAAGGAGCAUGGAGUUGACCAUAUAUAUAGAGUGAAAGAACUGGAUGAAAGUGAAUCACUUGAGGUUUUUAAUCGGUAUGCAUUCAGACAAGCAACAUCUCCUCUAAGAGAAUUUGCUGAUCUCGAUAAAAAGGUAGAUCUUAAUACAUUCAGCCCUGCAGCUCCCCCAGAAGGUUUUGGUGAACUUGCUGAACAAUUAGUUGCUUAUUGCGGGGGAUUACCUCACGCUCUUAAAGAAAUUGGGAUCUCGUUGAUUGGACAGGAAAUACAUGAGUGGAAAGGUGUGUUGAGGAGUCUAGAAAGAUUUUCCAUUCCAUCUCGAAACCUGCUAUAUGAUCUAGAAAACUGUUUUAGUGAUUUGAGUGAUAAAGAGAAACAAAUAUUCCUUGAUAUAGCAUGUUUCUUUAACAGGGUGGACCAAAAUGAUGUGCUCCAAAUAUUGAAUAGGUCAACAAAGAGUGCAGCUCUUCAAAUAAGUCUCCUUGAAGACAAGAGCUUUGUAACUAUUGAUGAGAAUAACAACAAGCUUGAAAUCCAUGUUAUGCUACAAGUCAUGGCAAGAGAUAUCAUUAAGAAGGAAUCAAGUAAUAUGACUAAUCAGCCAAAGAUGUACGAUGUGUUCUUGAGUUUCAGAGGGGAGGACAGUCGUGCAAAAUUCAUGUCACAUCUCUAUUCCUCUCUUCAAAAUGCGGGUAUUUAUGCUUUCAGAGAUGAUGAUGAGAUUCAGCGAGGAGAUCAGAUCUCAAUGUCACUGUUGCGAGCAAUCGGACUGUCUAGAAUUUCUAUUAUUGUUUUGUCUACAAAUUAUGCUAAUUCAAGAUGGUGUAUGCUAGAGUUGGAAAGGAUCAUGGAAAUUAGAAGAACCUUGGGUCUGGUGGUUGUGCCAGUGUUCUAUGAGGUAGAUCCCGCAGAGGUACGUCGUCAAGAAGGUCAGUUUGGAAAAGCUUUUAAAGAACUUAUAUCAACAAUCCCAGUGGAUGUAUCCACAGAGAGUAAUUGGAGAAGAGAGCUCUUUGAUAUUGGUAGCAUAGCAGGGUUUGUACUCAUAAAUUCCAGGAAUGAAAGUGCAGAUAUCAAGAAUAUUGUUGAAUGUGUUACUCGUUUGCUAGACAGGAAAGAGUUAUUCGUUGCUGAACAUCCCGUGGGUGUAGAAUCUCGUGUGACAGCAGCAACUAAGCUACUAAAUAUCCAAAAAUCGGAAGAUGUUUUGAUUCUAGGGAUAUGGGGAAUGGGGGGUAUGGGUAAGACAACGAUUGCCAAAGCCAUUUAUAAUCAAAUUGGGAGCAUGUUUGAGGGAAGGAGCUUCCUUCUGAACAUAAGGGAAUUUUGGCAGACACAUACCAAUCAAGUUUCUCUACAACAAAAGGUACUUUCUGAUGUUUACAAGACAACGACAUUCAAAAUACAUAACAUUGAAUCAGGGAAAAAUAUAUUGAAGGAAAGACUUUCCCAAAAUACGGUACUUCUUGUGCUUGAUGAUGUGAGUGAAUUGGAUCAACUACGGGCUUUGUGUGGAAGCCACCAAUGGUUUGGUCCAGGGAGUAGAAUAAUCAUUACAACAAGAGAUUUGCAUCUUCUUAAAUCAUGUGGAGUGUAUUAUCGGGUGUAUAGAAUAGAAGAAAUGGGGGAAAGUGAAUCUCUUGAGCUUUUCAGUUGGCAUGCAUUCAACCAAUCAAGUCCGAUAGAAGAUUUUGCUACACAUUCAACAGAUGUAAUUGCUUAUGCUGGGGGUUUGCCACUAGCACUUCAAGUCCUUGGGUCCUAUUUGUCUGACUGUGAAAUAACAGUGUGGCAGAAAGUUUUGGAUAAACUCAAAUGUAUUCCCCAUGAUGAAGUACAAAAAAAGCUAAAAGUAAGUUUUGAUGGUUUAAAAGAUAUUACAGAGAAACAAAUAUUCCUUGAUAUAGCUUGUUUCUUUAUUGGGAUGGAUCGAAGUGAUGUAAUACAAAUAUUAAAUGGGUGUGGAUUGUUUGCUGAUAUUGGAAUUAAAGUCCUUGAAGAGCGAAGUCUUGUAACUCUCGACAAUAAAAAUAAGCUUAGAAUGCAUGAUUUAUUGAGAGACAUGGGAAGACAAAUAAUUUAUGAAGAGUCACCAUUUGAUCCUGAGGACCGCAGUAGGCUGUGGCGCUGUGACGAAGUGGUUGAUAUAUUAUCAAAUGAUAAGGGAACACGAGCUAUCAAGGGUCUGGCUUUGGAGUUUCCAAAAAAAACACUUAGUCUGAAUACCAUGGCAUUUGAGAAGAUGAAUAAAUUGAGAUUGCUUAAACUUGCUGGGGUGCGGCUUAAAGGAGAUUAUAAAAAUUUUACAACAGAUCUUAGAUGGCUGUACUGGCAUGGAUUUUCAGAAACCUGCGCUCCUGCAAAAUUUCAGCAAGGAAGUCUAGUUGCCGUCAUAUUAAAAUAUAGUAACCUUAAACAAAUAUGGAAUAAGAGCAAGGUGCUAGAGAAUCUAAAAAUUCUUAAUCUUAGCCAUUCUCGGGAUUUGACCAAAACCCCGGAGUUUUCAUUCUUGCCUAAUCUUGAAAAGUUGAUACUCAAAGACUGUCCAAGUUUGUCUAAGGUCUCCCAUAGCAUUGGGUCUCUCCAUAAACUUCUUUUGAUAAAUUUGACAGACUGCACAGGUCUUCGGAAACUUCCGAGAAACAUCUAUAAAUUAAAAUCUCUAGAAACUUUGAUUCUUUCAGGAUGUUCCAUGAUUGAUAAAUUGGAGGAGGACUUGGAACAAAUGGAAUCGUUGACAACGUUGGUUGCGGAUAAGACUGCUAUAACAAAAGUUCCCUUUUCAAUUGUAAAAUCAAAAAGGAUUGGAUAUAUUUCCCUGUGUGGCUUUAAAGGAUUUUCACGGGAUGUAUUUCCUUCUAUCAUUUGGUCUUGGAUGUCACCAUCAAAUAAUGUGAUAUCCCGAGUUAAGACAUCGCUGUUCAUCUCAUCUCUUGGUACUUCCAAGGAUCUUCUAAAGCUUCGAGUUCUUUGUGUGGAAUGUGGCUCACAACUACAACUGAAUCAAUAUGUAGCAAAAUUUUUGGAUGUAUUAAAAGCCACAAAUUGUUAUAAAAAGGAAGUCAGUGCAAUUGCAACUGCGUCACAGAUCUCUGAUAUACAUGCUACUCCUUUAAUUGAUGAUAGCAUUGGUCAUGUUCACAUUUCAAGGUCCAAGAAUUACUUGAAAUCUCUCUUAAUUCAAAUGGGAACAAAAUGCCCAGUUUCAACAAUGACAAAAGAGAGCAUUUUUCAGCCUGCAGAUGGGACUUGGGGUUCGUUUCUGCUCCCCUCAGACAAUAAAUCUAAUUGGUUUACCUUCAGUUGCAAAAGUUGUUCUGUAUCAUUUGAUGUUCCAAUGAAGGGGAGUUUCCUGAAGAGUAUGACGCUGUUCGUAGUUUACUCUUCCCCGGACAAGAUAACAUCAGAAGGUUGCCAAGGUGUGUUGAUCAUAAACUAUACAAAGGCAACCAUUCAGACCUAUAAAAGUGAUACACUAACCUCUUUUGGCAAUGAGGAUUGGCAGACCAUAACAUCAAAUCUAGAACCUGGUAACAAAGUAGAGGUUAUGGUUGUCUUUGGGGAGGGAUUCAUUGUAGAGAAAACAACGAUAUCUCUCUUAUAUGAUGAACUAAUCAACACAAAAAUGGAACUCUGCGAUGCAGUAGACGAGGAGGAUGUUAUUGUUUCUGAAAGUGAUAAUGUUGAUGUGCCAGUUGACAACAGUGUUACUGGUCCAGCUCAAGAUGAAAAUACAAGUGAAGAUAAACACGAAUGCAUAAUGUAUAGAAAGAGAAAGAGGGGAGACAUGAAAACACUGUAAUGGGAAACACUACCAUGCUUGAUCCUCACAGUUAAAAGAGUAGUAUACAAGUAAGAGGCCGAAUCCAUAUACUAGAGAGUAGUAAUGUCCAACUUGUUACUGUUGUGUUUUGAGCGUCUAUGAGAUACUUCUAAAGCUAAAAUUCUCAUAUAAGAUGUUGAGUCAUAGCCCUAGUGUAAUUAAUAGAAAAUUUUGUUGCAAAAAUCUUUUCCAAUGGAGGCUGAACUCGAUCGGUAUUAA